AUGACUAUGAGACAGAGAGAGCCAAAAGGAAAAUACUUUAGGCAACUAGUCUCAAAAGAAGAGAAUAAAAUUUGUAACUGUCCAAAAAAGGAAGAAGAAAAAACGACUGUAUCAUGCCAUAGUCCUAAUUGUAUCAUGGGUACUCGUAAAAGAAGAAGAGAUCCCUUCUGUAUCGCUGCCCCACCAAAUUCGCCCUAG
This is a messenger RNA of Sclerotinia sclerotiorum 1980 UF-70, 198 nucleotides long. RefSeq lists its product as hypothetical. The transcript has a single exon. The coding region runs from base 1 to 198 and encodes 65 amino acids. The record is from RefSeq and is a predicted model, not a curated record. NCBI's taxonomy places the organism in Eukaryota, Fungi, Ascomycota, Leotiomycetes, Helotiales, Sclerotiniaceae.